Molecule: messenger RNA, 1047 nt
Organism: Entamoeba invadens IP1
Lineage: Eukaryota; Evosea; Mastigamoebida; Endamoebidae
Exons: 1
Coding region: 1-1047 (348 amino acids)
Molecular function (GO): calcium ion binding
Source: RefSeq, a predicted model, not a curated record
AUGAAAAACUAUGGAACUAGAAAACAAAGAGACAUGUACCCAUAUCAACAAGGCUAUGGAGGAUAUCCAAAUCCUUAUACUCAAAUGCAACAACCAAUGAAUCCUUAUUUGCAACAGCAACAACAACCAAAGCCACAAUGCUUUGGGCCACCAGGUGGACCUCAAGGCGUACCCCAAUCAACUACUCUUAACCCACCAGGAAGCACUUAUACCCCUUAUGGCCAACCACAAAUGACUCAAUCGACUUAUACCGCUCCUCCACAAAUGCAACAGUCGACAUACGCAGCACCACAAAUGCAACAACCACAACAACAACCAAUGUCUCAGAGCACUUAUGCAAGACCACAACAAUAUCAACAACCUCAACAACAACCACAACAGUACCAAAUGCAACCACAACAACAACCGAUGGAACAAGUCAAUUUGUUCCAAUUAAACCCACCCCAAAUUCCUGCAUGGGAAGUGUCCCCACAAAAGCCAAUGAUACAACCAUCUCCACAACUGUUACAGAAAUGGUAUUACCCCCUCAUUAAGUCAAUAAAAUUGGAACAAUACAAUAAGAUCUUUUCAUGGUUCAAUUUGGUGGACCAAGACAGAAGUGGGACACUCGAGAUUGACGAGUUGGGGAAAGCGACAUAUCCGGGUAACAUCAGAGUGUCACCACAAACUGCUUUGAGGUUCAUGAGAAUAUUCGAUACACAAAGGACAGGACAUUUGGGGUUGUAUGAGUUCAUAGGACUUUACAGAUUUUUGGAGAUAUGUUUUGUUGUGUUCAACACAAACCCAGGGAAUGGCCCAGAAACACUUAAACAACGACUCGUCGCAAUGGGGUUCAACCCAAAUAACUGCACCACUGCAAUUCUGUUCAAGACCUUUUCGUAUAACCAAGUCAUUGACUUGAACAAUUGGGUUGGAUGUGCUGCUUUUGUAUUGCAAAGUCGAGCUAUUUAUCAAGAUAUGUUGAGUGAAGGUAUGUUCAAGAUGGGAGAGAAUAGUCAAGACGCAUCAAAAGUACUCGACUAUGUUUCACUUGUUAUAGACAAAUAA